Mesitornis unicolor (brown roatelo) is the source of this 2005-nucleotide messenger RNA. It is a transcript of the gene ATG7, whose product is annotated as autophagy related 7. The annotation marks the transcript as partial. Gene Ontology annotation, cellular component: cytoplasm; phagophore assembly site. Gene Ontology annotation, molecular function: Atg8 activating enzyme activity; Atg12 activating enzyme activity. The record is from RefSeq and is a predicted model, not a curated record. Gene Ontology annotation, biological process: cellular response to nitrogen starvation; autophagy of mitochondrion; C-terminal protein lipidation. The transcript is spliced from 16 exons. Lineage: Eukaryota; Metazoa; Chordata; Aves; Mesitornithiformes; Mesitornithidae.
UUCUUUUUAACAGUGAUCAUUAACUGAAAUCAUGGCAACUGCCAGUAGUGAGGCGCACCAUGCUGUAGAUCCUGGAAUCUCAAAGCUGCAGUUUGCUCCCUUCAGCAGUGCCCUGGAUGCAGGGUUCUGGCACGAACUAACCCAGAGGAAACUCAACGAGUACCGAUUGGAUGAAACCCCAAAACUUAUCAAAGGAUACUACUACAAUGGUGAUCCUUUGGGUUUGCCAGCUCGGUUGACAUUGGAGUUUAGUGCCUUUGAUAUGAAUGCUUCAAUACCAGCACGUUGCUGUCCUGCUUUUGGAACAUUGUAUAAUACCAACACUUUUGAGACUUUCAAAUCCUGUGAUAAGAAAUUACUUCUGGAAAAAGAAGCUAAUGAGAUAUGGGAAUCAAUAAAAUCUGGAGCUGCUCUUGAAAACCCUAUGCUCUUGAACAGGUUCCUGCUGCUGACAUUCGCAGAUUUAAAGAAGUAUAAUUUCUAUUACUGGUUUUGCUAUCCUGCUCUCUGCUUCCCUGAUGGAAUACAGAUAAUUCAGAAACCAGUGUGUCUUGGUGACAGAUUGCCAUUAAAUCAGAUUCAGGCACUUCAGAAAGCAUAUGACGAACUUUGCCAGAAAGAGGGUGUUACAGCCUUGCCUUACUUUUUAAUUAAGUAUCAUGACAAUUCUGUCAUGGUAUCUCCACUGAAAAAGUGGAAUGGUUUCUUCCAAGACCAAGGGGGGAAGGUGACAGUUGGAGUUUAUGAUCCAUGUAAUUUAUCCCACUAUCCAGGAUGGCCACUGAGAAAUUUCCUGAUCCUGGCAGCCCACAAAUGGGGUAGCAGUCUCCAGUCAGUUGAAGUCAUCUGCUUUAGAGACAGGACCAUGCAAGGAGUGAGAGACAUAACACACAGCAUUAUCUUUGAAAUAAAACUUCCAGAGGGAGCACUUGGCCAAGAUUGCCCAAAAGCUGUUGGAUGGGAGAAAAACCAAAAAGGAAGCAUGGGUCCAAGAAUGGUGAAUCUCAGUGAAUGCAUGGAUCCAAAAAGGUUAGCAGAAUCAUCAGUGGAUCUUAACUUGAAAUUGAUGUGCUGGCGCUUGGUGCCUACUCUUGAUUUGGAAAAAAUUGUGUCUGCCAAGUGUCUGCUGCUAGGAGCUGGUACACUGGGUUGUAGUGUUGCAAGGACCUUGAUGGGUUGGGGAGUCAGGAAGAUUACAUUUGUGGACAAUGCAAAGAUCUCCUACUCCAACCCAGUACGACAGCCACUGUAUGAGUUCGAAGACUGUCUUAGCGGUGGGAAGCCUAAAGCACUUGCAGCAGCAGACAGGCUGCAGAAAAUCUUCCCAGGAGUGAAUUCUGAAGGCUAUAACAUGAGCAUCCCUAUGCCAGGCCACCCGGUGAAUUUUUCUGAGAUAACAAUGGCACAGGCUCAGAAGGAUGUAGCUAAACUUGAGGAGCUUAUUGAUACUCAUGAUGUUGUUUUUCUACUAAUGGACACUAGAGAGAGUCGAUGGCUUCCUGCUGUCAUUGCAGCCAGCAAGAGGAAGUUGGUCAUCAAUGCUGCAUUGGGAUUUGACACAUUUGUUGUUAUGAGACACGGACUAAAGAAACCAAAACAGCAAGAAUCUGGUGAUUCAUGUUUCAACAAUGCUGCUGGUUCCUCUGAUCUUUUGGGAUCAUCACUUUUUUCAAAUAUCCCUGGCUAUAAACUGGGUUGCUACUUCUGCAAUGAUGUUGUGGCACCAGGGGAUUCCACCAGGGAUCGGACGUUGGAUCAGCAGUGCACAGUCAGUCGGCCUGGAUUAGCCAUGGUAGCUGGAGCGCUUGCGGUGGAAUUAAUGGUUUCUGUUUUACAGCAUCCAGAAGGUGGUUAUGCUGUGGCCAGCAGUAGUGAUGACAGAAUGAAUGAACCACCUACUUCUCUUGGACUUGUUCCUCACCAGAUCCGUGGAUUUUUGUCAAGAUUUGAUAAUGUUCUUCCAGUCAGCCUGGCAUUUGAUAAGUGCACAGCCUGUUCAACCAAA